Messenger RNA from Cokeromyces recurvatus, 597 nucleotides. Its product is annotated as AAA domain-containing protein. NCBI's taxonomy places the organism in Eukaryota, Fungi, Mucoromycota, Mucoromycetes, Mucorales, Mucoraceae. The transcript has 4 exons. Bases 98 to 430 code for a protein of 110 amino acids. The record is from RefSeq and is a predicted model, not a curated record.
UUAAAAAUAAAAAUAAAAAUAGGAACAAAAAUCAUCAAGAACAAAUUCAUAUUGGAAUGAUAAAGAGAUAGAAUUAACUACACGCAUUAUUCAAUCCAUGUUAUCCCAUAAUAUAUCACCAAUAGAUUUAGGUGUAAUUUCUCUAUAUAAAGAACAAGCGGACAAGAUAUCUGAACAUUUAAAUAUGUCAAAUACAACAACUAAGAAAGUACAGAUAUCUACAGUAGAUGCAUUUCAGGGUGGAGAAAAAGAAAUUAUUAUAUUAUCGACAGUACGUACAAAUGAAAGUCAAUUCAUGGAUAAUCAACCACGUAUUAAUGUAGCCUUAACACGAGCUAAAAGACAUUUAAUUAUACUUGGUAAUCGUAAUUUAUUUAAUAUGAAUGAUUUAUGGUCUAAAGUGUUAUGGGAUUGUCAAGUAGUAAAUUAGGAUCCUCUAGGGUCCAAAAUGUCACGUGAUUACUUUUAUUCCAUUCAUCUUGAACUUGAUCCAAAUGAUUUAAUACGUUAACAGGAAGCUUCCAUUUGGUGGUUAUAGAAGGAUGAAUGUUACUUUUGCCAUCCAUGACAGUAGUUAUAAUAGGGGAUAAGGAUACU